AUGCAAAUUUUUGUUAAAACUCUCACUGGAAAAACCAUCACAUUAGAAGUUGAAGGUUCUGAUAACAUUGAAAAUGUAAAAGCUAAAAUCCAAGAUAAAGAAGGUAUCCCACCAGACCAACAAAGAUUAAUUUUUGCAGGUAAACAAUUAGAAGAUGGUCGUACUUUAUCAGAUUAUAAUAUUCAAAAGGAAUCAACUCUUCAUUUAGUAUUAAGAUUGAGAGGUGGUAUGCAAAUUUUCGUUAAAACUCUCACUGGUAAAACCAUCACAUUAGAAGUUGAAGGUUCUGAUAACAUCGAGAAUGUUAAAGCUAAAAUCCAAGAUAAAGAAGGUAUCCCACCAGACCAACAACGUCUUAUUUUCGCAGGUAAACAAUUAGAAGAUGGUCGUACUCUCUCAGACUACAACAUUCAAAAGGAAUCAACUCUUCAUUUAGUAUUAAGAUUAAGAGGUGGUAUGCAAAUUUUCGUUAAAACUCUUACUGGUAAAACCAUCACAUUAGAAGUUGAAGGCUCAGAUAAUAUCGAGAACGUUAAAGCUAAAAUUCAAGAUAAAGAAGGUAUUCCACCAGACCAACAAAGAUUAAUCUUUGCAGGUAAACAAUUAGAAGAUGGUCGUACUUUAUCAGACUACAACAUUCAAAAGGAAUCUACUCUUCAUUUAGUAUUAAGAUUAAGAGGAGGUAUGCAAAUUUUCGUUAAAACUCUUACUGGUAAAACAAUCACUUUGGAAGUUGAAGGUUCAGAUAAUAUCGAGAAUGUUAAAGCUAAAAUCCAAGAUAAAGAAGGUAUCCCACCAGAUCAACAAAGAUUAAUCUUUGCAGGUAAACAAUUAGAAGAUGGUCGUACUUUAUCAGAUUAUAAUAUUCAAAAGGAAUCAACUCUUCAUUUAGUAUUAAGAUUGAGAGGUGGUAUGCAAAUUUUCGUUAAAACUCUCACUGGUAAAACCAUCACAUUAGAAGUUGAAUGUUCUGAUAAUAUUGAAAAUGUUAAAGCUAAAAUCCAAGAUAAAGAGGGUAUCCCACCAGAUCAACAAAGAUUAAUUUUCGCAGGUAAACAAUUAGAAGAUGGCCGUACUCUUUCAGAUUAUAAUAUUCAAAAGGAAUCUACUCUUCAUUUAGUAUUAAGAUUAAGAGGUGGAAAUUAA
This is a messenger RNA of Dictyostelium discoideum AX4, 1146 nucleotides long. RefSeq lists its product as hypothetical. The coding region runs from base 1 to 1146 and encodes 381 amino acids. The record is from RefSeq and is a predicted model, not a curated record. Lineage: Eukaryota; Evosea; Eumycetozoa; Dictyosteliales; Dictyosteliaceae. The transcript has a single exon. Gene Ontology annotation, cellular component: nucleus; cytoplasm.